Molecule: messenger RNA, 3154 nt
Organism: Nematostella vectensis (starlet sea anemone)
Lineage: Eukaryota; Metazoa; Cnidaria; Anthozoa; Actiniaria; Edwardsiidae
Product: kyphoscoliosis peptidase
Source: RefSeq, a predicted model, not a curated record
AUGUUGGUAAGCCUGUGAUUUAUGGUGUUUAUUAAGCUCGAGUUAUGGUAACCAUAGAAUCGCAUUCGAGCGUUGCGAAAUUAAUUAAAUACAAGCUCGUUUUUGUUCUAGAGAAUAAGUCAAGCAUGUUACAAUAAGCGAUGCGCUCUAUAAAUAUCAGCGAAUACACUGCGAUGACUCAAUUCACUCGGAAACAAUGAGAUAGGACAACAAAGUGUUGCUACUGGCAACGUAGACUGAUGAAUUGAAUAAUCACCUCGAUCGAAUAUUCACAGCAUUUCGCGGAUUUUCUCCUCAUGAAAACGUUAUUUUUAUUCACGUAUUGAGCCCGUAUUGGGACUGGAAGGUCUAUACACGUUUGGAGGAUUAAGUUUUUCCCUGAGUUGGAAUCUUUUAAGAGCUUCUCCGAAGAAACACGACGGAUUGAUUUUUGUCGUGUGUACACGAUUAAAGGGCUUCCGUUUGUAUGUCCACUAAGAAAAGGCCAAGAAAAGGGUCAAGUUGAAUUUUACAUCUGAGAACUUGUAAAUAUGGGAUGUGGCUCGUCGCAAUCGGUUGCUGCCGAAACGCCGGCGUCAAACACCCGUAAUGGCGGAAAACCCUUAAACAACAACGGCAAUGUCGCAGACGCGAUGCCUAUAGACACGGCUCCACCAGCAAAACCGGAGGUCGAACCCAAGGCAUCAAACAAUCUUAAUGGCGAAAAACCCUUUAACAAAAACGACAAUGGCGUAGACGCGAAUCCUAUAGACACGGCUCCACCAGCAAAACCGGAAGUCAAACCAGGCGAUAGAGUGCACGUCAGGGGUUAUGUGGGUACUGUAAAGUUCGUCGGUUGUACUUCUCUAGGGGAGGGGGUGUGGGUAGGAAUUGCUCUCGACAAGCAGCAACCACAAGGCAACAGCGGUUCUCACCAAGAAACGAGCUACUUCCAGUGUCAGCCGAAGCAUGGGUUAUUCGCCCGUCCAGGGGUCGUGCACCCUCACUCGGACGUCGACAUGAUCUCGAAAACAUCCGAGAUAUCGCCGAACGCGAUUGUUUUCAUCCAGACGCGAAUGAAGCGAAUGUUGGCGGGAAUGCGCCUUCGGAGACUUGUCGAGCGGUCGGGAUUUGAACGCGAAAUCGACAAACACGUGCAAAACACUCCCGCGAGCGCGACGGCCAGCAUAAACCAGCUAAGUGACUAUCUUACGGAAUGCUUCAGUACCGACCGAGAAAAGGCCUUUGCCAUUUAUCGCUGGCUCACUUUUAACGUUGCUUACGAUGUUGAUGGUUUUUUCGGGAGGAGCGAGAAGAAGAGCACCUCUGCGGAGGAUGUGUUGAGCUCUCGUACAUCGGUCUGCGCGGGCUAUGCGUCGCUCUACACUGCACUGGGCGAAGCCGCUGGCCUCGAGAUCCAUAAUGUUUCAGGCUACGCCAAGGGCUACGGCCACAAGCUUGGUCAGCGGUUUGAAGGCGUAAACCAUGCGUGGAACGUGCUCAAGGUCGACAACACGUGGUAUGUGAGCGACGCCACCUGGGGUGCAGGGUUUGUCGGGGAUGACAUGCUCUUCACAAAGAACCCGAACACGUAUCGAUUUCUGCAAGUCCCCGACGAGGCCAUCUUCGACCACCUCCCGGAGGAAGAAAAAUGGCAGUUCCUUGAUCCAACGAUCGAUAAGGCUUCGUUUGAGCGCUCGGCUAAGCCCUCGUGUGAGAUGCUAGAGAUGGGAAUAGAGCUGGAGAGUCAUAAGGACUACGCUUACGAGACGCCAACUGACACCAUAGACAUGACUUUCUACUGCCCAGGGCGCAAGAUGCUCUUGAUGGGCAAAGUCAAGACGAGCUCAGGACAAGCCUUGGAGGGGCGGGAACGGGUACGGCUCCGUUUCAAAGGUUUACAUCAAAUUGAGAUGCGCGCGCAGUUCCCCAAUGCAGGGACGUAUAAAGUCGAGGUAUACGUGGUAAAAGGCGAGAAUUCCUGGAAUCACGGCGUCAGUUAUGAAGUCACUGCCAGCCAGGGGUGUGGAUGGAACUGUGGGGGGUACCCAAAGGUAUCCAAUGCGUUGUACGAUCACGGAUUUACCCUUGAGAAACCGCUGGAAAAUAUUCAGACGGACGACGGUCGGGCGGAGGUUGUGUUUCAAUGCACUAGCACAAAUUUUUCGCAUUUGAUAAGUCGAAUGACUAGAGAAGAUGGCGGGAAGUUAGCAACAAGCGCAGAGCCAUGCUUCUCUAUGCUAACCGAUAAAGGCUUCGUGUUACGCAUCCACGCACCUGAGCCAGGGGGGUACAAACUCGACAUUUGGGGCUGCACUAAGGGGGAGGGCUCAAAUGUCUUCCUAUGCACCUACUUUGUGAACUCAAAUGCAACCAAGCCUCCCACAGGAUUCCCGUAUGUUCACCCGCGGUUCUUUGAAUGGGGAGUAAAACUAGUGUCACCGUGUGAGAAUAUUUAUAGCACUGACGGGAAGGCUGUGGUAGAGCUGGAGUUGCCUGGCGUGUCUAGUGUUAGCGGUUAUUUGAAAAGGCGCGAGGAGACUCUCCAUAGCUGCACCAUGGUAACCGGAGAUGGCGAACGAAAAUUAAUCCAAGUGCACACGCCGGAAAAAGGAGAAUACGAAUUGAAUAUUUUCGCAAAGAGAACCGGUGAAGAGAAAAACACCUUCCUCCUAAGAUACAUAAUAAACGCGACUCAGGGGACUGGGCCGAACCCAGGCUUCCCCGUACUUUCCAACGCUUUUCGCGAGCUCGGUCUACGCUUAUUGGACGACAACGAGAACAUUACCAUUUCUGGUGACAGCCUCACUCUCAAGCUAGCCAAUCCUAAGCAGUUAAAAAUCAUUGCUAAUUUGAAGGACAGCGCUGAUCAAGUGGCUGCUCAAGGUGCGUGCGAGAACUCAGAUGGUUGUGCCAUCGUGACAUGCGCAGUAGAAAGGGCAGGAAAGUACGACCUGCAGCUGUUUGGAAGUCAGGAGGAAAACUCAUCGUAUAUGUACCUCUGCUCGUUCAAAGUGCUAAAAACAAACUAAACCACGCGAUUUGGACUGAAUUGAGUGUAUCAUUAUUAUGUGUGUAAUUAUUAUUUAUUUUCAGAGUAUUGAUUGGAAUGUGCCUUACGAAAUAUAUCAAAAAACAUUUGUACAUUCAUUGAGAUUAUAUAUUCUUAUAAUAA